AUGGCACCACGCCAGUCAGGCAGCCCUAAGCCCGCUGCCACCAAACAGUCUACAGGCGUCACUAAGCUUAAGUCGUCCUCAAACAAUGGGUGUGGACCCCGAGCGCAACGUCAGCGACGCCAUGGCCAUGCUAUCGUCCCUUCUCCCAGCGUGAUCGAGGAGGAGCAGAAGCCGAACCUCAGCGCCGGAUCCGACGACGAUACAGAGUCUGUACUCUCACCCUUGGACGACUUCUCUCCAGUCGGCGACGAGCUGCAUGUGCCGGAGAAGCGUGACGGCGUCUCCGCAUGGACGAUUGUGCCGACAUACCAGGCGAAAAAGUCGAUGUCGCCAACACCCAAGCCUCACACCCCCUUGGCGGAGGGUGUGCCCGGGACCGAGGACCUCAUCACGCGUGUGCCGGGCCAGAAGGCUGUCGCGGUCGUCACUCCCAACGAGAAGCACUCGAAGAACAACAUGGCGAAUUGGCGGUCCCUCGACCUCGUGCAGGAUCGACCACGCAUCGAUGAAGAGGCCGAGUCCAGCGAGGACGAGUGGCUGGACAAGUACAACAAGAAGUCCGUCGUCGCGAAACCAAAGCGCAAGGAUCAUGUAUGAGUGGGCUUGUUGCAUACCAUCAGGCUUCAAGGGAUAAAUCCAGGGAGAUAAUCUUGCUAGCACCUUGCACUGGCAUCGCUCGGGUGGCAUGCGCUUCCAGGUGCGAUAUAGAUCGGAAUAACCAUACCCGGAGACUCAUACGAGUUUGGGAGGUAUGUGGUUGUCUCAUGCUAUGUCUGUGAUUGACUCCGUCUGCCUAUCCCGCGAGACGAUAUCGAGGCGCGAACACUCUGUCUUGUUUGGUAUUAUGUAACUAGUUGCACGCCGUAGCACAUACAGCUCGUGUUAUGAAUUGCUGUUGCAUCUUUUGACUCCACACCAUUUAGGUUGCAGCUGCUGGGGAUAGAGCGAGG
Messenger RNA from Paraphaeosphaeria sporulosa, 950 nucleotides. RefSeq lists its product as uncharacterized. The transcript has 3 exons. The record is from RefSeq and is a predicted model, not a curated record. Bases 1 to 597 code for a protein of 198 amino acids. Lineage: Eukaryota; Fungi; Ascomycota; Dothideomycetes; Pleosporales; Didymosphaeriaceae.